Molecule: messenger RNA, 766 nt
Organism: Pipistrellus kuhlii (Kuhl's pipistrelle)
Lineage: Eukaryota; Metazoa; Chordata; Mammalia; Chiroptera; Vespertilionidae
Gene: ORMDL1
Product: ORMDL sphingolipid biosynthesis regulator 1
Exons: 4
Coding region: 33-494 (153 amino acids)
Biological process (GO): ceramide metabolic process; negative regulation of ceramide biosynthetic process; intracellular sphingolipid homeostasis
Cellular component (GO): endoplasmic reticulum membrane
Source: RefSeq, a predicted model, not a curated record
ACACGGCGGCCCGGGGCGCGUGGCGGGCCAACAUGAACGUCGGCGUGGCCCACAGCGAGGUGAACCCCAACACCCGCGUCAUGAACAGCCGAGGGAUCUGGCUGACCUACGCCCUGGGCGUGGGCCUGCUCCACAUCGUGCUGCUCAGCAUCCCCUUCUUCAGCGUCCCCGUGGCCUGGACCCUAACGAACGUCAUUCACAACCUGGGGAUGUAUGUGUUUAUGCACGCGGUGAAAGGAACUCCUUUUGAAACUCCGGACCAGGGUAAGGCAAGGCUCCUCACUCACUGGGAGCAGCUGGACUAUGGAGUACAGUUCACAUCUUCACGCAAGUUUUUCACCAUCUCUCCAAUAAUUCUAUAUUUUCUGGCAAGUUUCUAUACGAAGUAUGACCCAACUCACUUCAUGCUGAACACAGCUUCUCUCUUGAGUGUGCUAAUUCCCAAAGUGCCACAGCUGCAUGGAGUUCGGAUUUUUGGAAUUAACAAGUAUUGAAAAGCGUUGAAACGGAAGAAAAGCUUUUACGCUGAGUUGCCUGUAGGAAGGGGUGGUUGGUAAACGCACUGCUUCCCUGGCAGUGUGAAAUGGGAGGCAUUGCGCGGAGGGCCCAGUGCUGGUUCUUCCUGUGCUGUUUGACGUGCGGAUUCCUCCUGGAGGAGGCCAGAGUUCACUGCAGCGGGUACCUUUCUCCAGAGGCUUCAGAGGCGGGCUGGGCAGGCCCAGCUUGUAAGAUAAAAGGCUAUAGAAUGAGGGGGUAGUAAAUAAAU